AUCUUCUUACUCUACAUGUUGUUGAUCGAAUAGCUUCAAACAAGGAACAUACUGGUAUGUCAAAGAAAACUGUUCAGAUAGAUAUGAAAGAUGCAAAAAUACCAAUGAGACGACACAACAUUGAGCUACCAAUGUCUCCCUGUGCUACACCCUCUCAGAUAUUCCUGGAAGAAAGCCAGUGCAGUACACAAGAGCAAGGAUGGAACAAUCGAGGAAAACAAUUAGCUAAUACCGGAAACUUAAUAUAUAAGGAGCUUUCUCCAGUGAUGGAUUCAAGUUCUUUGGAGUAUAAUAUGAAAGAUGAUUCAUGUUCUUCGAAGGAUAGAUUCAGUGUUUAUCAAUAUUCAGAUGCAUGGUCGACUGCUAAAUGUUACCCUUUACAACAAAACCCAAGAGAAGGAAUUGCCUGGGACUUAUCGUUUGACAAUAAAGAGUUACAGCCAGCUUUUCUUGUACCAAAUGAACUGCCUCUGGUGAAUGAGCCUAUGUUGAAUCAUGCUGAUGAAGAAGAGAUUGUAUCAGAAUGCAGGAAUUUAACUGAACAUUCAAAAGGCAGGUUGCUGCAAAAUUCCUUGAUGAAUAAUGCCAGCCUCCAAGAUAUAUGUGAUCAUUUAAACAAUAGCAAAGAAAAAGAUCCCAUCACUUUUGCUGAAGAAGAUAUGUUCCCUGUGACUAAGAAAACUACAGCACAAGUUUCAACCAUGAAUCAGAACAUGGCUUUCUUUAGCAGAGAAUUCCCUUUGUCUCAAUGCUUUAAUCCAGAAAAUACCCAACUGUUAACCACUUACAUAGGUCAGGAAAAACGUAUCUGUGAACAUACAGGUCCAGCUGAAAAUUAUUUUGAAAUGGAAAACUCCUGUAAAACAAGGGAUAUAUAUGAUACUUCAUUUAUAAAUACAAAAAGUGAUGUGCCACUCAGAAAAAAUGGUAUUAUUUUCACACAAACAGAAAACAAUUUCUUUAAUGAUUCGAUUCAGAAACACCAUUUUAGUGAAAAUAAUUUGCGAGAUCAGCAAUUACUGGAAAGCGACUUAGAAGAGUUCAACAUUCAGGAAAACAAUUGCUUCUUCAGAGGAUUUGAAGAAAUGUGUAAUUCCUGGGAUAAUAGAAGAACAGGAGUAACAUAUGAGGAACAUCAAAAGAAGAGUAAUACUGGAAAUGUUAAGCAAUUGAAUAUAGACACAUUUAAUUGUGACCAUAACGAAACAUCUUGUGCAUCAUCUCAGGAGCUGACUUUUUCUGAGGUUUCAGCUUCAAAGAAACGAAGGAAUACUUCAGAUGAAAUAUUUAUAACUAAAAAAUUGCUGGAUAAUUCAUUUGGAAGCAGCCAAUCUACCAGCGAUUCCCCAGAAGAAACAGAGAGUUGUUGCAGUGCAGUUUCUGAUAUGGUUGUGAUGGAAAUGUCAUUCAUGUAUCAGCCACAGAAACGGCAUCCGUAGAAUCUAAUCAUCGCUUUGGCUCGAAAGUAAAUUCAGCACAAGAGUCAACAAGACAAACAAAUGUAACAGACAUGACAUUCGGACCCAAUAUAAUCGGCAGGAGCUCGGAGGAAAACAAAACACUACAUGAGAUAGCUGAUAUUUUACUGUUGCUUGGACAUUCCCAACAGUUAUAAAUUGAACAAAUUAUUUAUCUGUUCGUACAGUUAUGAUAUCAUUUAGAAUGUUUUCCCACUACAUAGACUUUAUGAUGUAAUGCAUAACUUGUAUGUAAACUAAACCAAUCCAAAUAUUUAAACAAAGAU
Molecule: messenger RNA, 1744 nt
Organism: Callorhinchus milii (elephant shark)
Lineage: Eukaryota; Metazoa; Chordata; Chondrichthyes; Chimaeriformes; Callorhinchidae
Exons: 11
Coding region: 57-1439 (460 amino acids)
Source: RefSeq, a predicted model, not a curated record